Molecule: messenger RNA, 297 nt
Organism: Mus caroli (Ryukyu mouse)
Lineage: Eukaryota; Metazoa; Chordata; Mammalia; Rodentia; Muridae
Source: the annotation of a RefSeq genome assembly
AUGACAUCUGCCUUCUUCAAUCUCACCUUAUCCUUUACACUAUCACUUUUAGGUACACUCAUAUUUCGCUCUCACCUCAUGUCAACUCUCCUAUGUUUAGAAGGCAUAAUAUUAUCCCUAUUUAUUAUAACUUCAAUAACUACUCUUAAUUCUAACUCUAUAAGCUCUAUGCCUAUUCCUAUUACUAUCCUAGUCUUCGCAGCAUGUGAAGCAGCUGUAGGACUGGCUCUAUUAGUAAAAGUAUCUAACACUUACGGAACAGAUUAUGUACAAAACCUUAACCUUCUACAAUGCUAA